AUGUCGGCCCGUCUCUUCGGCAGCGUCCGGGUGGCCUCUCGCUUCCAGCCGAGUGCCCUGCCCCGCGUCGCCCGCAGCUUCUCGACGUCAGCCUGCCGCAGCUACGAGUUCAUUGAGGUGUCAGAGCCCCGGCCGGGCGUUGGCCUAGUCAAGCUCAACCGCCCCAAGGCCCUGAACGCCCUCUGCUCUCCUUUGAUCGACGAGCUGAAUACCGCGCUGCGCGCCUUCCAAGCAUCCCCGACCGUGGCGGCCGUCGUCCUGACGGGCUCUGAGCGCGCCUUCGCCGCCGGCGCCGACAUCAAGGAGAUGGCCCCCUUGACCUUCAGCGAGGCAUAUACCAAGUCCUUCAUCGAGUCCUGGUCCGACCUGACGACUGCCCUCAAGAAGCCGCUAAUUGCGGCCGUCGCAGGCCACGCCCUGGGUGGCGGUUGCGAGCUGGCGCUAAUGGCUGACAUUCUGUACUGCACGGCGAACGCAAACUUCGGUCAGCCCGAGAUAAAGCUGGGCGUGAUUCCCGGUGCGGGCGGCACCCAGCGGCUGACUCGGGCUGUGGGCAAGGCGCGCGCGAUGGAUCUGAUUCUUACGGGCCGCAGCUUCUCGGGUGAGGAUGCUGAGCGGUGGGGUGUUGCUGCGAAGGUGUUCCCGGACUAUGAGGCGCUGCUAGAAGGUGCUCUUAGCACGGCUGAAACGAUCGCUGGGUACUCCAAGGUCGCUGUACAGGCGGCCAAGGAGGCGGUUAACAAGAGCCAGGAUCUGGCACUGCGCGAUGGUGUUGAGUAUGAGAGGCGCGUGUUCCACUCGCUGUUUGGUACGAAUGACCAGAAGAUUGGUAUGAAGGCCUUCGCGGAGAAGAAGAAGCCUGAGUGGACACACUCUUAA
Molecule: messenger RNA, 879 nt
Organism: Thermochaetoides thermophila DSM 1495
Lineage: Eukaryota; Fungi; Ascomycota; Sordariomycetes; Sordariales; Chaetomiaceae
Product: enoyl-CoA hydratase-like protein
Exons: 2
Coding region: 1-879 (292 amino acids)
Biological process (GO): fatty acid beta-oxidation
Cellular component (GO): mitochondrion
Molecular function (GO): enoyl-CoA hydratase activity
Source: RefSeq, a predicted model, not a curated record